AUGCCUUCUUCAUUACGGUAUAUUCCAAUUCAGAUAAUAGAUAAUCAUCAAGGCAAUUAUAUGAUAACUAGACCAUUAUUCAAUAAUAAACAUCAACCAAGUGAUAUUAUAGCUAAACUUCCUAUAAUUAAACCUUCUGAUGAAGAUAAUUUAAAGAAACAACUAAAUUUAUCCAUUUCUGCUAGGGAAUAUUCCAAUUAUUCUGAUAACCAGAGGCUGACAACUACAAAUUUUGAGCCUCCAAUCAAUAAAAAUUUAUCACGAUUAAGUCAGGUACCUGCAGUCAUAGCAACUGGUAUUAGUCAUUGUGAAGAUACUACUGAAAACAAGAAGGAUUUGAAUUUAAGCAUUCCAUCUAAAAGUCAAAGAACAGAAACUGGUGAUUUCAACACAAUAAUGCAAAAUACUGAUGUUAAAUCAGAUUCACUUCCAUCAUGUAGCCAUCACAAUGACAAGGAUCUCACUACUGAAGUUGAUGAAGAUGAUGAAAGCAGUUCAGCUAGUCGUUAUAGUACUGCAAAUUCAUCUCCAUUUGAAGAGACGGAAUCUGAUGUGAAUAAGAAGACUGAAACAAACAAAAAUGACGCUUACAAUCAAGAUAAUAAUAAUAAUAAUAAACUUGAGAGGAAAUUGAACAAAUCAUCAGAGAACAUAAAAGUAGAAGAACAUUCUACAAAGCCAACAAUGAAUCAACAAAGUGUAACAUUAGAAUUUCGAACAAUUGUUCAACGAGAUGAAUACGGUUAUGGAUUUCGAGUCUGUGGAAACAAACCAGUAUCAGUUCACAAUGUCCGUAAAGAUGGAAAUGCUGAGAAAGCUGGCCUCAGAGCUGGAGAUCAGAUUAUUGAAGUGAAUGGUAUAAUGGCUGUUGACUUAAACCACGAAGAUGUGGUCGAGCAUAUUCGUUCAAAAAAUGAAGUCUGCCUAAGACUUAGACGGUUACGUUAUCAAGUAGUUGAUACCUUGACUGGAUAUCGAGUUGGUUCCAUGCGAAAUUUAACCUGUAAUGAAGCUCCACUUCUACGAUUACAACAGCGUUAUCAUUAUCAGAAACGUCGAUCAAUUCGUGAGUCAAUGACAACUGGUAGUACAGCGUCAGCUGUAGUCAAACGACGACCUCAUCUUGGAACACAAACAUUUAAAAUGGCUAGAAGUUGUUCACCACCUCCUUUAACAUCAGUCGAUUCGGUUAAUGAUCCACUUGGUCCACAUACAGAUGAAGAUAUUGACUGGAAUAAGGAAGAUGAGACCAAUUUGGAACCAAACCCUAAUUCAUCCCCUCAAGUGUCUCAACCAAAUGCAGCCAAUUUACCUCCAACGUCAAGAAUGGUUCGUCCUCGAUCAAGUAUUGGUCCCAGUGAUCGAGCGAAUAAAGAAAGGCCUGUCAGUUCAGGACCUGAUAUGUUUAGUCUUUUCAAGCGGGGUUCCGUAAAGGAUGUAAGCCAUCCAGAACGUGUAAAAGAAGAAGAGGAUCCACUAGAUGAAUCGUCUAUCAUUAAUAACAACGGUAGCGGUAGUUCUUCCAAAUCAUCAUCUCGAAUGUUUUUCUCAAGUCAUUCUAAGUCUGAUGGAAUUUCAGAUAAGAAAAACAUUAGCAGUCUAAAGGAUCCAACUCAUCAAUCUACGUUCCCUAGUAACUUACCACCUUCUGGUCAUGUAAUGGGUCGAAAUUUUGACGAUGAGGGUGAUUGUGAUCUUAGCAACGCAAAUGAUCUUGCUCACUUAUCAUCAGAAUUCAACAGUGCUACAUCAGUACUGAAUAGCCCAGCUAAAUGUGGUAUGUUUAUUGAUUACCUGUUCUCUCACAAACGGGAUCCUACAUGGACGUUAUUUUAUCUUGUCAACCAAUACUUUCAUCGAUCAAUUGCUGCAUCUAAAGAAUUGUGUAAAGAUGAGAAACGUGUUUGUGUUGAGAUAUUUACAACAUUUCUGCAUGAGAAGUCGCCUUUACGUUUAGAUAUACGAACUCCGGUUGUAUUGAAGGCAUUCGAUUUGAAUGAAUGCUCAAAAUUGUUUACUUCAAUUAGUCAAAUAUGCUUGAAUGAAAUACAAUCACAGGUUUCCAAAUUAGCAGAAGCGAUAAAUCUUGGUAUGGAUACAUGGUGCCUUUCAGAACCAAUAGAUUUUCUUCUUCUCCGUAACAAAGAAGAGGAAAUAGCAUCUUUUGAAUCCCGUCUAAGCAGCUACCUUGAAUCAUUGUAUCAUUUAGCAAUGGGUAGCUGCACGGAAAAUCCGGUGGCUCUUAGUAUUUGUCGACUGCCGAACACAGCAGCGACAAUUACAACUGAACAGAUUGCUCAGGCUAUUAUCACAUGUUUGGUUACAACUCAUAGGUAUUAUUCCAUGCCUCGUGUAUCGAGUGCAGAUUAUCCUGAAACUAGGGAAGCUGGACAUUCUAUUAGACACAGUAUUUUUGCAAGAUCAUUUGAAAAUCUAACCUCAUCUGCAUUGGGUAGUGCAGUCGGUUUAGGCAGUGUAUCUGGUAGUAUUGGAAGUGGACUAUCAUCUGCUGGUUCAAAUUUAUGGACAAAAUUGACUUGUUAUUGUACUAAAGCAAAACAAAAAUCUCAUUCUCUACUUAAUCGUAAAACAAAAUGGUCUCACAAAGGUCAUUCCUUCUAUGAAUACUCUUAUGAACGUAUUGCUGAAUGUGGUAUAUGUGGAUUUUUGUUAUGGGGGAUUCAUUCACAAGGUUUCUAUUGUAAUAAUUGUGAUCUAUUUAUACACUUGAAAUGUAAAAAUGGUAUACGAGAUCAGUGUAGUAGAGAAGCUCGUAGAACUGGUGGAGUAUCUUCAAAUGUUUUAAAUGGUAUUCUGGUACAGCAAUCAAAUGAUUCAUUGAAUAGAAUAUCCCUUCCUGUUGCUCAGAUUGGUUCAAAUGAUUCAGUUUAUCAUAUAACUGGAGCUGACAAUCCAUCUGAAGUUAUUUCAACGCUAGAUGAAACUCUGAAUUUAUCUGCCCAGGACUCUGCUAAUUCAGGGAUUAUAGAAACAUCACCAACAUCUAACACUUUAAGUAGUGGUGGUGGUAGUGAAACAUGCACUAAUCUAUCAUCACCUAUAUCAUCUUCACCUGUAUCGAUAGGUGGUGGCAUUAAUGUUAACCACAGUCCUAUGGAUUUAACUUCACAAACUGGCAAUCAUUUAGACAAACCGAAAUCAAGUGGAGAUGAAUUUGGAAUAUCGGUAAAUGAUCCACGUUAUGUUAAACAAAUGAAAAAUCUUUAUGAAGGAAGUGAAGCAAUUCAAGAAACAGCACCAUUUUCUCGAAAUGAUAGUAUCACUUCGAAUGCAUCAUCAUCAUUAUCUACUCUGCCUAUGUUGAGCACGUCUUCAUUUGAUCGUUGUUCAGCUGAAAUUCCAGCACCACCACCACCACCGCCGCCGCCGCCGCCUCAAUCAACAUCGUCAUCCUGUGGCAGUUCCACAUUGAAUGUCAAUGAAACUGUACGUGAAUUGGUCAGCACAGAUUGGAGUGAUGAUCCAGAGAUGAUAGCAGGAGCAAGUUUUGAAGCAGCUGUUGAAUUACGAGCUCAAUUCCCUAACUUUCAUAUGCCUAGUAAAACAAAAACGGAUCAAGGUUAUUGUGGUAUGGCUGAAGCUGUUUAUGCAUGGUUAACUGAUAAUUCAUCAGCUAACCUAAAAAUAUGGGCGCGUCAUUGUCAAGCUUUAUCAUGUUCAAACAUGCUAGAUGGUGUUCGACAUUCUGUUCGAGAUUAUGUUCGCCGACAUCCGGAUAUCGUGCCUUUAUUACAAACUCGACAUAAUAAAUUUAUACUUAUCGAAGGUUUAAAACAAAUGCGAAUUCUUUACUUCAAUUUACCUUUGAUUGCUAACAAUAUUGCAAAAGAUUUAGAAAAGAAAACUAAAAAAUAUAAAGCUGAGGCUAAAAUUUGGCAACAAAUUCAACUGAAACUUGCUAGUCUACCACAAACUAUUGAUAAUGUAUGUAUGCCUCUUGUAAAAUGCAUUAAUCAAGGUCAAUUGUGUACUACAUUGGACAAAAAAGAUAUUUUAUCUAAACCACUUCCUGAUUUACUACUACCAUUUCAGCAUUUACUUUUGAAUUUCCCUCGAGUUUUAUUUCAUCAUUGGGUUGUAGCUCAUGCUGAAGUCACUGUAGAUAAAUUAACAGCUAAUCGAUCGAAUAAAGUGAAUCAUGAUUUAUUUGUGAAAGAACAGAUAUUUAAAGAUAAUGAACGUUAUAUUUUACGAGGUUUUAAAGCUGUUCGAGAACAAGGUGGUGGUAGUAGUUGUGGAAGUUCUGGAACUACUGGAAGUUGUACAGAACGUGUUUCAAGUUUUGGAUCAUCUAGUACACUUACCGAGAAAGAAAGACAAAAUUUAAUCAAUAUAUCUGGACAUUCUUCUAUCUCAUCAAAUAGUUCAAUUAGUUCUGUUCUAUCCAAUUCAAAUGUUCAAUCGCAUACUAGUCUUGUAUCUGCAGCUGCUAAUGCUGCAGUUGCAAGUAUGACUGAUCGUUCUUCAACAUCAGGAAGUUCUAAACUUGUCCCCAUUUUCCCAUUGAUAGAUGUGUUUACUUCAUGUGGUGAAAAAUUUGGUGGUGAUCAUUUGUUAAAUAUUGUUUUCAUGAAACAGACAGUUUUAAUCCGGUUAUUAUUUUCAAAAGAGGAUGAUCGACAGAAAUGGUCAGCUUAUAUACAAGAAAAUAGUGUAACUACACAAAAUAUUGAUCGACAACGUGUACUGAAACCAAGUGCAUCAUCAUCAUCAUCGGCUCAAAAUCAACCAUCUGUAACUUUAUCAUCACCAUCUGAAUCAUUAAUCUCUAAAAAUCCAAAUAUCCUACCAGUUACUAAUGAAAUCUCUGUUAUCACUCCUCAACCAUCUACACAAAAUUUGAAAACAUCAUUUACUAAUAUGCUGUCUAUAACAGAACCGAUUAGUACAGAUUUACUCAACAAUGAAGAUAAAUCUGUUCUACAAAUUGAUGGUAUUAUCAAUAAUCCGACUAUUUGUUCAAAUGAUGAGACUAUUUUAUUUGUAGAUAAAUUACAAACUGCUAUGAACGGAUUGUUGGAUCAAACACGACGCAUCAUAUGUGAAAAAUAUAACAUCUCAAAAGAUGAAUUAUUUACUGUAAUGAAAGAGACUGAUGAAAAUGUUGAGGAUGUCUUGAAUCCAGGGAAGAUUUUAUUAUUUCAAAUUAAAUACUUUUCAAAAUGUUUUACUUUAAUAACUCGAACACUUGCUCCACAAGCUUCAUCAUCUAUUUUAAAUCAAAUUCAGAGUCAACUUGAAUCUGUAAACAAUGAAGAUUAUCAACAAUUUGAAGCAUUAAUACGACAAAAGAAACGACAAAGUUCUUUAUCAUGGACAGAAGGUUGUUUUGAUUCACUUAAUCGUAAUCCUGUAUCAAAGAGUAUAAGCAAUGAAGCUAUUCCUAGUUUAACAUCAUCAUCACAUUCAUCUAUUCCUGAUAAUUGUCAAACAGAUAUUAUCACUAAAACUACACAUUCUACUCAUUCAUCACCUAAUCUUUUCAAUUCUGAUAAUGAACGUAAUCGUAUUGAAAUUCAAGAUAGACGAAAAUCAAAACGUCGAUCGAAUAAAUCACAAACAAGUCCUGUUUUAAAUUCAAAUUUCACCUUUUUAGAUCAUUUAUUGGAUAAAGAAUUAAUUUCUAUGGCACCAUUAUUUGCUAAAUCUGUAAUGUGUUUAUGUAAGUUAACUCAUCAAGAGUUAUCUCAAAAAAGUUUUCUAAAUAACUCUACAAAUCAGAAAAGAACUUUAUCAAGAUCAUCUGUUCAAAUUGACUCACAAAUGCAUUGGACUAAAAAUGAUCCUAGUCAAAAUGAUAGUAAUGAAAAAGAUGAAGAUGAAGAAGUUAAAACAUUGGCUAAUUCUAUUAUUGAUUUAUCCUCAGCACCAACUUGUAAUACACUAAAUUAUGAAUUGACCUCAACUGAACUAUCCAAUGGAAUAAAUACUGAAUUCAAUCUCACAAUGGACCCAAUACUGGAUAGCUCAGAGUAUGAUAUACAAGAAGCUGCUAGACAGAUUGUAUCCGAUGUAUUGGAGAAUGCUAAGAAUUUUAUAUCAAAUCAUAUAAAGACAGAUAAUGAAGAUCAAAAGACACUGAGUGUUAUUCGUGACAGUGGAUGUGCACCAUCGGCUACAGAUGACGACGACGAUGAUGAUGAUGAUGACAAUGAAACUGUUGAAGACAAAUCUGAAAAUCAUACCAAUGAUAAUGAUAUGUCAACACCUGAGCAUUUCUCUAGUUCUGAAAUCAUUACUCCUAAAUCUCUACAUAUUUCCAAUGUUUUGGAUGAUGAUGAAGUAUUGAAUGGAACCAAUGUAUCAGAUAAUCUACCAUCUUUACAAGAUGAUCUUUUGAUGACUAAUAAUACAAUGGAUACAGUACAUCAGACAGUUGAAUUAUCAUUACCUGAGUCUAUUAUAAUAUCUGGAGCUACAAAUAUCGGUCGUAAUGACUCUCAGAAGUCGACUACAUCAAGUGGUUAUGUAGAUUCUGGUGAUGAUUAG
Heterobilharzia americana is the source of this 6510-nucleotide messenger RNA. NCBI's taxonomy places the organism in Eukaryota, Metazoa, Platyhelminthes, Trematoda, Strigeidida, Schistosomatidae. The record is from the annotation of a GenBank genome assembly.